Molecule: messenger RNA, 633 nt
Organism: Salpingoeca rosetta
Lineage: Eukaryota; Choanoflagellata; Craspedida; Salpingoecidae
Product: N-acetyltransferase
Exons: 4
Coding region: 37-567 (176 amino acids)
Biological process (GO): N-terminal peptidyl-methionine acetylation
Cellular component (GO): NatB complex
Molecular function (GO): protein-N-terminal amino-acid acetyltransferase activity
Source: RefSeq, a predicted model, not a curated record
CACCAGCACACAAGAGCCAGCACCCCAACUGCAGCCAUGACCACGCUUCGCGAGUUCACCUGUGAUGACCUGUGGAAGUUCAACAAAGUGAACUUGGAUCCACUCACAGAGACGUACAACAUGAGCUUCUACUUGCUGUACCUUGCUCAGUGGCCAGAGUACUUUACUGUUGCGGAAUCAAGCAGCGGAAACCUCAUGGGAUACAUCAUGGGCAAGGUGGAAGGAACGGGCGACGACUGGCACGGGCACGUGACAGCCCUUACAGUUGCUCCGGAGUACCGCCGGCUCGGCCUGGCGAACCAGCUCAUGGGCGAACUGGAGCACAUCUCCGACAAGCAGCACGAGGGCUACUUUGUGGACUUGUUUGUGCGCAAGUCAAACGACGUGGCCAUUGGCAUGUACAAGGGGCUUGGUUACGAUAUCUACAGGAAGGUCAUCGGCUAUUACUCGGGAGAGUAUCCCGAAGACGCAUACGAUAUGCGCAAGUCCCUCAGCCGCGACACGGGGAAGGUGAAGAUGAAACCGCUCGGAAGAGACAUAUAUCCACACGAGUUAGAGCGAUGGUAGCAGCGCGUGUGCCUCUGUUUGCGUGCGUUUGUGUCUCUGUGUUGUUGUUGUUGUUGUUGUUGUUGU